AUGGCACAAGCAUCAAGCAAGCAAAACUCCAUAUGGAGCAAAACAAAAGUCCUCGGCAAGAAAAACUUCGACAAAGCCUGGGAUGCACUGGACAAGCUCGGGCCCCCCGUUAACCGCCUGACGAAUAAGCUCGGCUCAGAGGCUUUCUGGCCCAUGACACUAGACAAAGAAAGUGAGAAGGUGGCCCGCAUUCUCCAGAGCUUCUGCAAAGAUGGCGUCUAUGUCGAGGAAUCCAAAGAAAGCACCCCUGUACCGGAAACGAAAGGAGGAAAGCCGCCGAUCGACAAACCGCGAGGAAAGCCAAAAGUGUUGCAGAAGAUCCCCUCCGAAGUGAUCCGACAGGCGAAGGGCUUGGCUAUCUUUACGGCUAUGAGAACGGGGCUAUGGUUCAGCGGUGCGGGCGGUAGUGGUGUUCUUAUUAGCAGAAUACCCGAAACUGGUGAAUGGAGUGCGCCGUCGGGUAUCCUGCUGCAUACGGCCGGGUUGGGGUUUCUGGUCGGUGCCGACAUCUACGACUGUGUGAUGGUGAUUAAUACCUAUGAGGCAUUGGAGGCAUUUACGAAGGUCCGGGUUACUCUCGGAAGCGAGAUCAGUGUCGCUGCUGGGCCGGUUGGAAUAGGUGGUGUGCUAGAGUCGGAAGUGCAUAAACGGCGGGCCCCGAUCUGGACUUAUGUCAAGAGCCGAGGAUUCUACGCGGGUGUGCAGAUUGAUGGAACGGUCGUCAUCGAGCGUAUCGAUGAGAACGAACGAUUCUACGGUCGAAAGCUGCCCGCCAAGGAAAUUCUGAGUGGCCACGCCUGGGUCGACAAUCCCUCGGUGAAAAUGUUGACGCACACAGUUCGAGCGGCGCAAGGUGAUGAUGUACAGUUCGAGCAGACACCCUCGGGGGUGAACAUGGCAACGGGGCCAAGUCCUAGCGAUCUCCAAUAUGCCGAUCUUGCGGGCACUCAGAUGGCUCAGGUUCAGCCGCCUCCAAAUCAAGGGCCACAAUACAAUGCUGGACCGCAACCCAAUGCUGGACCAGAGUAUAAUGCUGGGCCACAAUUCAAUACUGGGCCACAAUUUAACGCUGGACCGCAGCAUAAUGCUGGACCACCAUACAAUCCUGGAUCGCAAUCUAAUCCUGGGCAUGCUGCAUACUAUUGA
Molecule: messenger RNA, 1146 nt
Organism: Aspergillus bombycis
Lineage: Eukaryota; Fungi; Ascomycota; Eurotiomycetes; Eurotiales; Aspergillaceae
Product: DUF500 and UBA/TS-N domain protein
Exons: 1
Coding region: 1-1146 (381 amino acids)
Molecular function (GO): phosphatidylinositol binding
Source: RefSeq, a predicted model, not a curated record